GAUCUGGUGAGAUUGCCUAAAGAUGAGGAAGUUGUCCGUUGCAAGUGGGUAUUCAAAAAGAAAGAAGGAACAUCGGGAGUUGAAGAUGCUAGGUACAAAGCAAGACUAGUUGCUAAAGGUUACAAUUAGGUUCCAGGUAUCGACUUCACAGAUGUGUUUUCUGCAGUUGUAAAGCAUAGUUCGAUUCGAGCAUUGCUUGGUAUUGUGGCCAUGCAUAAUCUUGAGCUUGAGCAGUUGGAUGUCAAAACUGUAUUCUUACAAGGAGAACUUGAAGAGCAUAUCUAUAUGCAGUAACCAGAGGGUUUUGUAGUCUCAGGAAAAGAGGACUAUGUAUGCUUGCUGAAAAAGUCUCUUUAUGGCUUAAAGCAGUUGCCCAGGCAGUGGUAUAGAGGUUUGACUCUUUUAUGACCUCUCAUAUGUUUCAGAGGAGCAACUAUGAUAGUUGUGUCUACUUCAAGGAGGUAAGUGAUGGUUCAUUCAUGUAUCUUCUCUUGUAUGUUGAUGAUAUGUUGAUUGCAACAAAGGAUAUGAGAGAGAUAAUAAUAGUCUAAGCCCAACUCAGUAAGGAGUUUGAGAUGAAGGAUUUAGGAGUAGCAAAGAAGAUUCUUGGCAUGGAAAUUAUGAGGGAUAGAGAGAAGUGUAAGUUAUACCUGAGUCAGAAAAGGUAUAUUGAGAAAGUGCUUCACAGGUUCAAUAUGCAAAAUGCCAAGCCUGUCAGUACUCCAUUGGCAACUCACUUCAAACUCUCAGCCACUUUAUCUCCAAAGACAGAUGAUGAGUGUGACUAUAUGUCCCGAGUUCCAUACUCUAGUGCCGUCGGUUCUCUUAUAUAUGCGAUGUGUGUUCCCAACCAGAUUUAUCAUAUACCGUCAGUGCAGUUAGCAGAUACAUGGAAAAUCCUGACAAAGAACAUUGGAAAGCAGUUCAGUGGAUUUUCAGAUACUUGCAUGGAUCUGUUGAUGUUUUUUUGUAGUUUGGGGGAAGUAGAGAUGGAGUAAUCGGGUAUGUUGAUUCUGAUUUUGCAGGAGAUCAUGAUAAAAGUAGAUCCCUUACAAGCUAUGUUUUCACCAUUAGUGGUUGUGCUAUCAGUUGGAAAGCUACCUUACAGACUACGGUUGCUUUGUCAACUACUGAGGCAGAGUACAUGGCUAUUAUAGAGGCUUUCAAGGAAGCUAUUUGGUUGAAGGGUCUGUUCGGUGAACUUAGCAAAGACUUACAGAUUACUAUGGUUUUUUGCGACAGUCAGAGUGCUAUCUUCCUUACGAAAGAUCAGAUGUUUCACAAGAGGACAAAACACAUCGAUGUUCGGUAUCAUUUUGUGCUUGAAAUUAUUGCUCGUGGUGAUAUUGUGGUAAGCAAGAUUAGUACCCUUGAUAACUGUUGAUAUGAUGACCAAGACACUACCAAGUGUCAAGUUUGAGCAUUGCUUGGAUUUGGUUGGUGUUGGCUGUUAAGAUGUGUUCUUAGGGGCUUUUGUAGAAGAGGUGGAGAGUUUGUCUUGAAAUGGAUUUGAGUUCUGAAUUAGAAUUCGCGUCAAGUUGGAGAUUGUUAGAGUUGUGACCCGAAUUUUGUUGAUCCGACCCAGAAAGUUUUGCGGUGUGACCCAUGUUGGUGAUUUUCAAUGGGGUUUAUGCUGGUAGUGUAGGGAUCAGGCCGAUAGGCCCGUGGACCUCUAUGUUUUUUGGGCCUAGGACUUAUUUGUUUGCACAUAUUAUAUAAGUGCAUUUAGUGGGUUGUUUUGUGUAUCCAAAAAAUACUCAUUCUCCACAUUGUACUCCUCUCCUUUCAUUAUAGUGAAACGUCCUUUGCCUCUGCCCGUGGUUUUUCCCGCAAGGGUUUCCACGUAAAUCUGUGUGUUCUUGUUUUCUUUCUGCUUGUUGUUUGCUUUAUUUCUGCCCGAUUCCUAACAGUAAUCUUUCCUGUCUUGCCAUGGGGCUUACAGAACACACGUAAAGGUUGCUUAGGGGAAAAAGGAAUUGGAAUGGUAGAAAUAACUUUCAUUUUGAUGAAAUGAACAUGUCCUAACCUAUUUUGCCACAAGAUGUCCAUAUCAGUCCCUGUACAUGCAUAGGAUGUAUUAUCACAUGAAGCAGUAAAAGAAGAAAUAAGAGGUGCAGUAAGGGAAUUUUUAUCAGUAGAAAAAGAGAGUAUUAGAACAAGAUGUCUGCUUAUUUGAAAAAGGAAUUCAUUCUUGCUUUGUCAAAGGAAAAGGAGAAGUCAACGCAUGAGAAGAACAUUUGUCAGUACAAGACUUGCAUAAAGGUAAACUACUACAUGAAACAAGGUUAUUAGAAUGUGUAGAACUCUGCAGACAUUUGGGACACAAGAGGUAUAGACCAUCUUCUGCUCUACCAAUCACCAGAGGCCUCUUCAUUAAAGAAUCCUGCAUGAAACAAGAUGAUUUGGUGAAACUAACAAUGCAAUUUGAAUGAAUAGUCAUGUUAUGAAUAGAAAUCAAGUUAUACUUGAAAGAUGGCACAUAGCGUACUUUCUUCAAACUGAUCUCAGGACUUAAUGUUACAUUACCAAUUUGUGUAACCUUAACUUUAUAGCCAUUAGGUAAUACAACUAACAAUGGGUAAGGAAGGGUGACAAUGUAGUGCAAUAGGGAUAUGUUAAAAGGCAUAUGGUUUGAGUUUCCUGAGUCUAGUAUCCAUGAGGCAGAUUUGUUAGUGAAACAUUCAAAUGAUAGUUUUCCAAAGUUAGUAGAGGAAAUACAGACUACAAUACCUGCAAAAUAAUAGUCCCACUGGUGCCACUGAUGAAAUUAACUGAGCUAUCAUCAGUGCAUUCCUUAUGAAAAUGUUGUAACCUGUCUUUAACUCGACCAUACUUAUCCUUAGUAAGGCUCACGUUGUACAUUUCUUCAUGGUCAUUUGUAACUCCCUUCUUAGGACCUAGAUCUGAUGAGCAAUGAACAUUAGCCACUGUCCUGUUUCCACUUCCUUUGUUGUACCUGUGAGCCUGGGCAUAAUUUUGGCGAUUAUAAUUGGAGGAGCCUCUAAAACCAUUAGGUCUUGGAGUGGAAUUUGGAAAAUUGUUGUUCCUGUGGUUAUAGUGGAUAAGAAGGUGUGGAGGUCGCGGAUAAGGGUAGAAGGCUAGUGUGAGUGUGUGGGUUGUAGCAGGCAGUCAGGAGAGAUCUUGUGUAGCCGGGUUUGUAACCCUAGGACUGUGUACGUAGGUGUCGUUGGUAUGUGAGGGUAUGUUACUACUAGGUGGGGGACCUAUUUCUUAGUUCCUAUUUUCUUAUUUAGUGUUGCCUUUAUUUCUCGUAUUUCGUUUUUUCUUUGGUUUCAUUUAUAUUAUUUCUUAUUCCCGUUUUUUCUGUUUGUGUCAUCCAUCCUCCUUGUUUAUUAUUCUUUAUCUUGAGCCGGGGGUCUAUCGGAAACAACCUCUCUACUUCUUCGGAGGUAGCGGUAUGGACUGCGUACAUCUUACCCUCCCUAGACCCCACUUUGUGGGAAUACACUGGGUUUGUUGUUGUUGGUGUUGUUGCUGUGGUUAUAGUGGACCUGAUUAUGAUUCUGUCUAUUAGAAUUGACUUUCGAGGAUUGGCUAGAGAUCUGGUUUUGAUUACUGGAGUUAGAAUUAGGUGGAUAACCACAAAGGAGAAAGCAUUUUUCCUUGAAGUGACCUGAUCUCUUACAGUAAUCACAAAACUUAUCCUUGUACUGAAUUGAGCCUGACUGGUUUGUGGCUGAAAACUUUGUCUUGUAUGUUGGAGAUCUACUGGAACUAGCAUGUAAAGCAGUAGACUCUAGAGUGAGAUGAUUAAAAGUGAGAUGAUUAAAGGGUUUAAUCUACCAUUGUUGUUCAUCUUGAACCAAAAGAGAAAAUGCCUGUGCCAUAGAAGGCUAGGGGUUCAUCAUGAAGAUGCUACCUCAGAUUACAGUAUACACUUGAUUCAGUCCCAUUAGGAACUGAAUCGAUCACCGAUCUUGCUCUGCCUUAUGAAAGAUUUGCACCAUUCGCUUGUUCAUAUCUAUCUUCCAACUCCCUCCAAAGCUCAGCUGAAUCCACAACAUAUUCGACACUAUCUGCAAUCUCUUUAGAUAACGAAUUCAGAAUCCACGAUGUGACAAUAUCAUCACAUCUUUCCCAUUGCAUGUAUGUGGGAUGAUUAAAUUUGGGCUUCGCGCAUUCACCAUAGAUAAAACCUAAUUUGUUCUUCACUGACAAGGAUCACAAAACACUUCUCUUCCAUGAACGAUAUCCAACACCAGUAAAUUGCACCGAUACCAGCAUUGUACUGGGAUUGUCAGAAGGAUGCAUAUUGAAGGGGUUAUUUGAAUCAAUCGCAGAGGUGGAAUCACUCGAUUGACCAAAAGUUUCAGCAAUCGCCAUAGUUCAACAAUCAAGGAUGAAAUUCGACAAGGAACAACAGGAUGCAAUGGGGAAGGAUGUAGAUCUUAGCAUCUACAAAGGAAAAGUACUAAUUAUCGUGAAUGUUGCUUCCAAGUGUGGGAUGACUAACUCAAACUACACGGAACUCAACCAAUUAUAUGAGAAGUACAAAAAUAAAGGCCUGGAAAUAUUGGCAUUUCCUUGCAAUCAAUUUGGAGAAGAAGAGCCAGGGACCAAUGAUCAAAUUUUAGACUUUGUUUGUACUCGUUUCAAGUCAGAAUUUCCUAUCUUUGACAAGAUCGAAGUGAACGGCGAAAAUGCAUCUCCUCUUUAUAAAUUCUUGAAAUCAGGCAAUUGGGGAAUAUUUAGUGAUGACAUUCAGUGGAAUUUUGCUAAGUUCCUGGUUGAUAAGAACGGGCAGGUUGUUGAUCGCUAUUAUCCUACCACAUCUUCUCUGACUAUUGAGAGGGAUAUGAAAAAGCUUCUGGAAAUCAUAUAGUUGCCAAGGGUUGAGCCUUCGAAGUCGCGGAUGAUUUUUCACUCGUUAAUUUUAUUUUUGAAACCGUUCUCCUGUUUUUGUUAUCUGAGUGAGAGACAUCAUAUAAGGACUAUUAUCACGUAGAUGAUCACCAAUGAAAUAUUGUGCAACAGAAAUUGUUCAUUCUAUAAGAGAAGUUUUAAACUGAUAUAUUAUCGACAUUCUUGAUGUUUAUUUAUGGAAAUCUUCUGGUUGAAGUU
Molecule: messenger RNA, 5082 nt
Organism: Capsicum annuum
Lineage: Eukaryota; Viridiplantae; Streptophyta; Magnoliopsida; Solanales; Solanaceae
Product: probable glutathione peroxidase 8
Exons: 7
Coding region: 4361-4843 (160 amino acids)
Biological process (GO): response to oxidative stress
Molecular function (GO): glutathione peroxidase activity
Source: RefSeq, a predicted model, not a curated record